AUGCGGUCACUUCCUGGUCAUGUGACCUGUCAACAGAAGCAGCGAUGGAGAGAAGCUAAGGAAGUAAUUCCAGUGGGCUUGUGUAAUGGCAGCAGUUUGGCAGCAGGUUUUGGCACUGGAUGCAAGGUACAAUGCAUAUCGCACACCUACCUUCCCCCAGUUUCACAGUACCUGAGGCUGCGCAGUCAGCUGUUGGCCCUGCGCUACGGGCCUCUGUCUGAGCAGAGCAGCUUUAGGGCCAGCAGUGUGCGCAGCUCCCGCACCACUCUGGAUCGCAUGGAGGAUUUUGAAGAAGACCCUCGAGCUCAAGGGGCCCGUGGUCAUCGUCGAUCUGUCAGCAGAGGCUCAUACCAGCUACAAGCACAGAUGAAUCGAGCGGUCUAUGAUGAGAGACCCCCGGGCAGUCUAGUACCCACAUCUGUAGCAGAGGCCAGCAGAGCCAUGGCAGGGGACACAACUCUAAGUGAAAACUAUGCCUUUGCUGGAAUGUAUCACAUAUUUGACCAACAUGUGGACUCUGCUGUUCCUCGAAUACAGUUUGCCAAUGAUGACAAGCAUCUCCUUGCUUGCUGCUCGCUGGAUGGCAACUUGUCUAUUAUGACGCUGUCUCCAUCUCCUCCCAGCGUCAAGGUGACUCUGAAAGGUCACGGGGGUCCGGUCACAGACUUUGCUUGGUCCCUAAGCAAUGAUGUCAUUGUUUCCACAUCCCUUGAUGGCACUCUGCGCAUCUGGAACACAGAGGAUGGGCGCUGCAUCCGAGAGGUCAGAGAUCCUGAGUCCAGUGAGCUGCUCUGCUGCACCUUCCAGCCCAUGAAUAAUAACCUGACUGUGGUGGGAAACAGCAAGCACCACCUGCAGGUGGUGAACAUCUCCACAGGGAAGAAGGUGAAGGGGGGCUCAAGCAAGCUGACAGGCCGCGUGCUGUCUGUCUCCUUUGAUGCUCCGGGGAAAAUCCUGUGGGCGGGCGACGACAGGGGAAGCAUCUUCUCCUUUCUCUUUGACAUGGCCACAGGGAAACUGACCAAAGCCAAGCGCCUGGUGGUGAGCGAGGGCAGCUCCAUCUGCAGUAUCUCUGCUCGCUCUUGGAUUAGCCGUGAGGCCAGAGACCCCUCCCUGCUGGUCAACGCCUGUGUCAAUAAGCUACUGUUGUACAGGGUAGUGGACAAUGAAGGAGCACUGCAGCUGAAGAGAAGCUUUCCUAUUAAACACGGCUCACAGCUUGUUCAUAGCAUUUUUUGCCCCUUAAUGUCUUUUAGACAGGGGGCCUGUGUGGUGACUGGCGGCGAGGACGGCUGUGUCUACUUCUUCGACGUGGAGCGGAACACUAAAGCGAUCGUGAACAAGCUGCAGGGCCACGGAGGACCCGUUCUGGACGUGAGCUUCAACUGUGACGAGAGCUUACUGGCCUCUGCCGACUCCACCGGCAUGGUCAUCAUCUGGAGGCGGGAGCAGAAGUAA
This is a messenger RNA of Knipowitschia caucasica, 1458 nucleotides long. The record is from the annotation of a GenBank genome assembly. NCBI's taxonomy places the organism in Eukaryota, Metazoa, Chordata, Actinopteri, Gobiiformes, Gobiidae.